AUGGCUUAUGCCUAUGAUCCCAGCUAUCUCGGGGGCAUAGAGAGUUCUGUCUUGGGAACUGACAUUGACCUUCAGACUAUAGACAACGAUGUUGUCAGCAUGGAGAUUUUCUUCAAGGCUUGGCUACAAAACAGUGAAACAGACCAAGAGGACAUCCAUCUUAUUCUUCCUUCACAGUGUUUUGGCAAUACUUCUAGAGCCAAUGAUAAUCCAAUAUGCCUGAAAUGUGAUCUCCAAGAGCGACUUCUCAGCCCAUCCCUGCUCCCUGGAACAGCUGAUGGCACCUUGAGAAUGGAUGACCCCAAAGGAGACAUCAGCACACUCUACCAGAUGGCUUCCCAGUCAUCAGCCUCUUGUUAUAAGCUCCAAGUGAUCAAGGCUCUUAAAUCUAGUGGGCUCUGUGAGUCAUUGACAUAUGGACUCCCCUUCAUCCUCAGACCCACAAGCUGUUGGCAGCUAGACUGGGAUGAGCUAGAGACAAAUCAGCAGCAUUUUCAUGCUCUGUGUCACAGUCUAUUGAAAAGAGAAUGGCUACUGUUGGCCAAAGGGGAACCCCUGAGCCUAGGACACAGUCAGAGAAUUCCUGCCAGCACCUUCUAUGUAAUUGUGCCAUCACGCUCCCUCACUCUGCUGGUGAAGGCAGUGGCCACACGAGAACUGAUGCUACCCAACCUCUUCCCCCUGUUGCCUGAAGACCCACCCGAAGACAGCCUUAAGAUUGUGGAGAGUGUGCUGGACAGCUUGGAGCUGGAGCCCACCUACAACCCCCUAGAGGUUAGAAGUCACCUGUACUCACACCUGAGCAACACCUUAGCCAAGCCUCAGGGGCGGCUCUACCCAGGCUGGGAGAGCCAGGUCCCAAGAAAGGCUGGGCAAUUGCAGACCAACCGAGUUCGAGCCACAGUGGUCCCUCUGCCAGUGACUCCAGCCCCAGGCAGAGUCCCCAAGAUGCCAGCAGCCAGAAAAGCUUCCUCAGAAGACUUCCUACUUUCUGAGUCAGAGGAAGAUUAUCCCUCACAGCCCUAAGUCACCUGCUCCAGAACCCAGCAGCUCUGCUCCCUCAUGUCCAAGGCAAGACAUAUACAAUGACAAUCUGUGAUCAGACCUGCCCUUUCUCUACCUGAGCAUCUGUGAGCUGAAGUUGACAAAAACAGAGCCUUCCCCUCCUCUGUUCCCAAUGCUGCUAUUGCCUCAAUCAGGCAGAGAAGCCACACACUGGAGCCUGUCUCUUCUCUAGCAAGAACUCUCUUUUUCUUUUGGAUCAUAUGAUACUGUUAACACAGAUGAAGAUUAAAUACCCAGCAAACCUCCACUCUUGAAUUUCUCCUGUAACUCUGUGUAAGCAGAAGGAUGAGGUCAGGUCACCCUCUGGAAACUACAACUCAGGAAUAAGGAUGAGGUUUUCAAACUCAAGAAAAACCAGGAGGAUUGAAACCUAAGCCCCAUUCCAGAGCCAGUGCCCUUCCCUGUACAACCACCACACCAAUUCCCGUCAGCUCCAGUUCUUGAUACCUGCAUGCAAAGUGUGUGUGUGUGUGUGUGUGUGUGUGUGUGUUGGGGCAGUGGUUGGGAGUGGGGAGUGGUAGCAAGCACAGGGGAAAGGAUGGUGUGGAAAAAGUCCCCUCCCCUCCCCCACCUACCUGCCAGCUCCCUCCAUCUGCAGAACAGCUGCCUUUUGUAAACUGCUUUCCCUGUGCUUCAGAUUACACUAAGUACUUGAGAAAUGCAUCCCUUUCAUACAAACAACCUUAUGAAGUAGAGCCAAUUAUUAGUUCUCACACUUUACAAAGGGACAGCAGAGGCGAGUUAAGAACUACAGAUGUCAUACAACUCCCUCAGGGUCACAGAGGCAGGUCCAGCCCAGGUGGACCCAGGCUCUGAGCUGUCACACUGCAGGCUUCCCUCCCUUGGGCCCCUUCCUCCUUCCAAGGCC
Castor canadensis (American beaver) is the source of this 1933-nucleotide messenger RNA. Lineage: Eukaryota; Metazoa; Chordata; Mammalia; Rodentia; Castoridae. The record is from RefSeq and is a predicted model, not a curated record.